Messenger RNA from Fusarium odoratissimum NRRL 54006, 4401 nucleotides. RefSeq lists its product as uncharacterized. Gene Ontology annotation, molecular function: DNA-binding transcription factor activity, RNA polymerase II-specific; zinc ion binding. Bases 116 to 2890 code for a protein of 924 amino acids. Gene Ontology annotation, biological process: regulation of DNA-templated transcription. The record is from RefSeq and is a predicted model, not a curated record. Lineage: Eukaryota; Fungi; Ascomycota; Sordariomycetes; Hypocreales; Nectriaceae. The transcript has 7 exons.
AUUUUGCCUCCUGUGUUGUCACUUCACCACCUCUGCCGAGCUGUCGUGUGACUUGAGUUUGAGCUUCACAAGCCAGCGAUAUCCCCAAUAUCGGGCAUAUCGGUAAAGUACGCGCAUGCACUUGACAGCUGUGUCUGCACGGGACACUGCGCUCCAUGGGUCUUGGAACCCAGGUGCCAGAAUGGAGAUUUUUACUCGUCCAGCUGAGAUCCACAGAACUCGGAAACGGCAGAAUACGGGCACGGGCGCUGGGCCGAAACGAAAACGUCACCGCUCGAGCUUGAACCAACAGCGAUUUGAUAGUGAUAACGAAGAUCGUGUGUCGGGAGAAGUGUCGAAGCCUGGACGUGCGAAUCGGCAGGAUCCAGGCUCUUCGUCACAGUCAAGUGUAUCGCCAGACUGUGCUCAGCAACCCGGACACCCCAGGUCAGACAAUGCCACUUCUAGUGGCACUUACACAGGGGGCGUGUAUCCUGGUGGGAGUGUCAAAGCUGUGAACGUUCAGGGCUUGGGGAGUCCUCCUCAGGCUCUUUCAUCACCCGAAUCUCCUCUCUCAACAUCAUCUGAACAAGAAAAUCCACGCCAUGGAAGUCAUGGUACCCCUCUGCAUGCAACUAUCCCAUCCGGACACGGAUUAAGCCCCGAGAGUUCAGCUUCAGACUCCGAUUCCAGCUCCGGUUCUAGCUCUAGCGAGUGUUCGGAUCCUGCUUCUGGACAACCUUCGAGUCAGACACUCCGGAGCCAGCCCCCACCAGAAGUAUCUCUUCUGGACAAAGGUACUUGUUCUGAUACUUCUUCAAAUGAACAAGCUUCUCGUUCAGUCAAUGGCACCCAGUUAAUCUCUCCACCUGGUGACGAUGCGGGUCAGCUACGGACGGACAGGACAGACCUAGAGCUAGAUUUCCCCUUGAGGAGGGGUGCGAAAGAUGUACCUGGCUCUUUACUCUCUCCGGAGACGCUGGGAGACUCCCCGAGUCAAGAAGUCCAAGCUCAGGUUGGCCUCGGUCGAAACUCUGAUGAUGACGACUCAGAUCACUCAGACAUCCUUGAUCAGUUAGGGAGCGAUUUCAAUGAUUUGCUGUCCAUCGACCCUGGAAGACCUAUCACUGGCUCGCCCUCAAGAGACCGGGUCAUUGCUAGCAGACUUCAAGAUGAGGAUUCUGAUCUUGAAGACUGGCAGGUUGCUGAAGAUGUCCCUGCACCGGAUACAAGCCAUGAUAACGGUAGCGCUCCGGGAACCCCUCCGAAUGGCAUUCGACGCGUCGUCGCCACUGCGCACUCCCCGGAACCCAAUCAUCACUAUGAAACAAGCGAUGAAGACGAUACUGAAAGUUUUGAUGACACAUGUAGCGGUUUUAGUGGGAGCAACAGAAUAGGUAAUGAUGAACGGAUUGUCGAGCCAGAAGAUCCAGAAGAAGGUAAUGAAGAGUCAAAUGUAGACAAUGAUCUUGUUCGACAAUUCGACGAAGUUGUAGCCGAUCACUCGGACUCUGACGGCUUCGAGACACAUGCUGGUCCCUCGGCCGUGUCCAGUUGGGAGCGUCGCAUUUAUCCAUCCCCUUCAGAUUACGAUGAUUCAGAUGAAGAGGCCAGUCCCCAGAACGAAUCAUCCGACGACGACGAGGUGUCGGAAGAAGAGAUUGGGUAUAUCUCUGACGCUCGCGACACUGAUGUUGAAAUCGAAGACGAAAAAGAGUCGCCUACUUUGAAUAUUCCAUCAUCUUCAACAAACGGCAUCGUUUCCCCAAGCGAAGCAAGUAGCUCUGGAAGAUGUCGCCUCACAUUCGAGGAACGUGAGGUUGUACGAAUCACACGAGAGAUCGGCGCUUGUGUUCGUUGUCGCUUCCAAAAAAUCAAAUGCCUUAUAGACGAGAACAACCCAGAAGGACAAUGCAAAACAUGCAAGAGGUUCUCGAAGACGUCGCCAAAGACAAUCCAUCGCGUUCCAUGCUUGCGACUCCGAAUUGCCGACGUCGUUCUUUAUCGAAGCGGCGGGCUCAAACUCACGAGACGAUGGGCGGGCAUCGAAAUGCGAGAUAUUGGGGAUCGACUUGAUACGGUUGCUGUCACGAUUGAAGUCUCACAGAAUCUUUGUGGUAAACCUCUUCGUAUGAAUGUUGUGCGAUUCAGACCCAUUGACGGGGACGUGACUGCCCGAUAUUGGACUGAUGGCCUUCUCGGGAAGGUGAUCUUCAAGAAGAAGGAGCUGGCCAACUACUGCCUUGAAAAUAUCUACGACACGGCCGAAAGCGUGCGACAAUACACCAUUGACAAUGCUCUUCCAGCCUUUUAUCACACUAUCCAAGAGGAGAGUGAAUCAGAAGCUGGAGAACGGCCCAUCAUCAGAACGUACCUCACGGCCAUGGCUCGGUAUUUGGACCUUCACAAUGAACAUAAAUCCGGCGGAAAGCUCUCGAGGGACGAUGAAAAAGAGCUUGAGAUAUUCGGCAACCUUUUUAUCCUCUGGUGCGCCAUCCAGCACACUGUAGGAUCCCUCUACAUCGAAGGCAACGAAACACUAGGCAUGCUCCCCGAAACCGAAGACAAAUCCUACCCUCUCUACGGCAAAGUGUCUGUCCCUCGCAUGAUAGUCGCCCAAUUCGACACCCUCAAUUACAAUGAGGUCCUCGAGCGAUACAAGGAGAAGCUCCUACGCGACAUCGAUUGGCUAUUCAGCCAGGACAAGAAUCGAUGGUGGUUCACAGUCUACCUCGUCGUCUUCAUACUCCUGCGCGAAGCGAGUCGCAUGACAGCAGAUCGGUAUCGGCAUGCGAGAGCUAACUAUGGAUCAAGUGUAUGGCGGCCUCGACCCUUAAAGGACGUAGCUAACGUAACAGGUGCGAUACUCGAUCCCAGACUUUGUCGAGGGGCUCCAUGGCAGCUGCAAUAAUAUUCUCAUCCACUGGCAUUACUACAACUGUGAUCAGUGGCCGACUACUCGGUUGUCGGGCCUCACUAAUGGCGUAGGAAGAAAUGACCACUUUGAGACUCUGGCACCCAAGGAUCGGCACCUUGUGAAACAGAAUCUCAAGGACCCAGAGGUGAAGAAACACCUUCUGGUAUGGAAGAAAUACAAGAGGGAUAAUGGAAAAGUUCCAAAGAUUACUCUCCAACACGACGCCGGAUCCAUUCGCUACGCAGGAAAACAGGACAAGUACGACUGGGAUCAUUCUUUGUAUUGGGUAUCGCAGAUGUUUGAGAAGAAAUGGUGCCCGCAUCCGACGUAUACGAGCGAACAAGAACCCGAGUCAACGCUCAUGUCUGUCACGACGGCUGUCGCUGCGGCCGGCUAAGGAUGAAGCGAACCGAACACUCGACGAGAACGUACGAUACGAGGCUUGGAUCAACAACAUAACGACAGAUACGAAUCUUUUGCCACAUGACUUUUAGUAUUACCAGCAUUCGAGGAGCUUCCAGCGGUGGAAGAGUGGGGAAAAUGGUACAACGCCCAGCAUCGAUAGACGCAUGAGGGCUCGAAUAAACAUACACUUUUACACGAAGACCACAAUAGAGUAUUCUAAGCAGCUUUUAUUCUACGAAAGCGAUAUGCUGAUCCAUUUCUAGCUCCAAUUGGAGACUCAAGUAUUGUAAAAAACCGCUGACUCCAGGCCUCCUCUGCUUCCUGUAGUAAUCGCUGCCUCCAAGCUCGCUGUGCUUCCUAUGUUCCUGUACGCCAAACAAACUCGAAACAAAAGUUAUGGCGCCAUCUAAGUGUGGUCAAGAUCUCUUAAAUCUGUGUCGGUCUCCUGUGGUCUCCUGUUCUCUUCCCCGAACCAACUAAAAGAAUCCCACCAUUUUCUACCAAGUUGUGUUCUGUGACGAAUGAAACUGCAUCAGGUUUCGCUUCUUCAUGGGAGGAGGCAUUCCCCAGUUGUCCUCCGAGUCAGCCCAACCCUCGCCGACAUGGGUCACGUAGCGCAGAGAACUUCCGAGGCCUCUGGUCCGAAGUCGAAGUGGUGAGUUGGAGGGAUAGGUGUGGAUGAUGUCUUUUCUCAAGUCCUUGUCAAACUCGAUCUCCCGCAUGUUGCCUUUCAUCCAAUCACAGAAGUGGGCAACAUCGCCAAUACGACGCUUCAGCUCGAUGAGAUGGUCUAUAGUGACACAAGGGUAGAGGCCCAGAUUGAUCAGAUUGUAUCUCUUGACCGCCGCCUCGUGCGUACGCGGAUCUUCGAGUCGUGCCCGGAGUGGUCUGGGUGCGCGGUUGUGGAAAAACGCACUCCAGACCUCGAAGGCUUUGUCGAAAAACUUCUUGUACUGUUCCGCCCAAGUGGGAGGAGUAUCGAAGAGAGUGCUUGGUCGCAUGUAAAAAGGGAAGUGGAUGUUGUUGGACCGGGCGGGAUUGUCCCCCACCUCCCUGUCAGAGUCGGCGUCUGCGUCACCAUCUUCCUGAGCCACAGUAAC